CACCGGGACAGGGACCCCCUGGAGAGACCGGGAUAGGGAUCCCGGUAAGGAACACUGGGGACACCGGGACAGGGACCCCCUGGAGAGACCGGGAUAGGGAUCCCCCAGGUAAGGAACACUGGGGACACCGGGACAGGGACCCCCUGGAGAGAUCGGGAUAGGGAUCCCCCAGGUAAGGAACACUGGGGACACCGGGACAGGGACCCCCUGGAGAGACCGGGAUAGGGAUCCCCCAGGUAAGGAACACUGGGGACACCGGGACAGGGACCCCGCGUAAGGAUCAUUGAGGGGGCUGGACGAGGAUCCCGGGACAAGGAUCCCCUGAUGGGUUGCUGUGACAAGGACCCUGGGCUGAGCUGGAGCGUCUCUGGCUUUGCUGACAGGCGGUGCCGUGUCGCUGGUGAGAUGUGAAUCGGAACACUCGACUUGCUCCGCCUGAGGAUAAGAACCCUUUGCUGAGCAGCCCAAGGAUCUGUUCUGUACCUGACUGUGUGGGGGGCCUCGUGUAAAACCAGAUGGUUGUUACGUGCUGGCAGCACUUCCUGGCUGGGUUCUGCAGCUUUGCUGUGCUUUUACUGGAACCAUACAAAUAAUGGGAUUCUGACCUUUUAUGGGGGAUUGGGGGAAAGCAAAGCAGAGGGAGAUCAGCUCUACCAUGCUGACCAGCUGUGUUGAUAUCAAGUUGCCUGUGCAGACAUCUAAGACUUGGUUUUAUUGGGUGAGUGAAAGACAUUUUCUGUGUGGCUCAGCUUCUCACCAGACAUCACAAGCUGAGACUUGUGAAUUGGAAACUUGGCAAGGCCAGGUUUUGGAAAUGACUGUGCUUUGGGACUUGAAAACAGUUUAGGUGCAGGAUGGACAGUGGAGGACAUAAGAAAGGCAGGAAAAGAGUGUGUUGCCUGUAGCCAUGUGGGGUUAGGAAGUUCAGGUUCAAACAUACCUUUGACCUCCUUCAGCCUGACCCACUACUCACUUCUCCCUCAGCUCUUCCCCUUCUUAUGUUCCUGUACUGUCUCUUUUCCUUUAAUCCAAGAGUUACAUGAAUUGUUAUUGGUGCAUUUUCUUCUCUUAUUUCCUCCUGCAUUUAAUUUAGGGCUGGUUAGUUAAAUAUAUGUGGAGGUAACUUGUGGACAUGACUGACUAGGGAGUAUUUAUUGGCUUCCAAAGUAAAUGGGAGGCAGAGGGACUGGGAAAUAGUGUAGAGAAGAUGGUUUCUUUGGGAGAUAAAGCUUUAGACUGUGAGAAAAGGUUGUUUGAUGCCAAAACAUUGCCCUCAAAUUAAAUUGAAGUAGUUAGGAUUAAUUGGUUCUAUGAUAUAUUUUUGCGUUAGCUGAUAUUUUGAUGCAAGUUUUAACAAAAUACUUCAGUGGGAACAAAGCAGGAGAUGGAGAAGAAGAAGAAGAAAUGGAAGAAGAAAUUAAGCCAAUCUAUAGCUCUGAGAAAAUCAGGCUGAAGUUGCAGGACAAAUACUGAGUAAUUCCAUUAGGCUGCUGCGAAGGUCCCAGCAUAGAAUGUGUUUUCUGUCCUGUUUCUUUGUCUUACAGGGUAUUCUAGUCUUUUCAAAAAUCAAAAUAUUUUGCAAGUAGUGUCAGGAAGCAAAUAUUGUGCAGCUGUUCAUUUUAACAAGUUCAUAUUUUCCUAUGAACUCUUUUCCAUCUCCUGUGUUUUUAUUCUGUUUCUUAUGUCAGGUGUUAAAGUCCUAAUGGACUAUUACAUCAUAAAGGCAGAUCUCCUUUGCAACAUAAACCAUCUGUAUUGCUGUUUAUACCCUUUACAGACAUAAAUUUAUCUCCCUUUUUCACCUUUAUCUGAAGGCACUUCUUGCAAAUCGUCAGUAUUAUCAGGUUUCUGGCAAGUUUGGGAACAGCCUUUGAGAUGGCUGCAGUGGAGAAGGUCGAGGAGCAGCUCGCGAGCCUGCGCAUAGCCAAGCGCUCUGCGCCGAGCGAGGAACCUGCUUACCUGCUGGACAUCGACCUUUCCAGACCUGCUCAGUCUGAAAACAGUCGAUUUGUGGCAGUUUCCUGUUCCAAUAAGUCCAUUAGGGUCUACAACAGGGAAACAUUACACUUCCUGAGGGAGUACAGCAGCCAUCCCGGGAUACUCAGUGGGGUCAGAUUUGCACGCGCGUGUGACAACGCGGUGUUCUCAGCCUGCAGUGACGGUACAGUGAAGUGCUGGGAUGUUCGUUCAGCCACUCAGAAACCUGUGCAGGUAUUCAGUGGAUACCCUUCCAACGUUUUCAUCAGUUUUGAUAUCAAUUGCAGUGAUCUCAUCAUUUGUGCUGGGACAGAAAAAGUUGAACAGGACACAUUUCUGGUGUUUUGGGAUGCAAGAGGCAUUACAGACUGUGCCAGCUCAGCUAAGGAGCCCUUGGGAGUCUAUUCUGAAAGUCACAAUGAUGACAUCACUAAAAUCUGUUUUCAUCCUGUUGAACCCAAUCUGGUAGUUUCUGGGUCAACUGAUGGGUUGGUCAAUGUGUUUGACAUCAACAAGGAUAACGAAGAUGAUGCUUUGAUAUCAACUUGCAAUUCAGAUUCAUCAGUGAGUUUUAUUGGCUGGUCUGGGAGAGAUUAUAAACAGGUCUACUGCCUGACACACGAUGAGGGAUUCUGCUGGUGGGACACGGCUCAGCUGGACACCGAGGAACCAAUAACACUGUUGCGUGUCCUGGAUGUCAGAGACUCGGUCUGCGCUGAAAACCAGAGCCUGCAUUACAUGGUGGGGGGCUUGUACCACGAAAAGGCAGAGAAACUCUUCCUUAUUGGGGGAACCUCCACAGGAAACAUCCAUCUGAUCAGCUGUGGCACCGACGGGCUGAGCCUGGUGGGGACCCUCGGCGGGGGCCACUCCGCCACCGUUCGCUCCUUCUGCUGGAACCUGGCGGAUGAGUCUCUGCUGACGGGUGGAGAGGAUGCUCAGCUGUUGCUAUGGAAACCCAGAGUUGUGGAAAGGUCCCUCACAAAGAAGGCAUCUCUGAAGAUUGCUUCUUCCGUGCAGAAGAGAGUGAGAGUUCGCAACAGCUCCCUCAAAAGCAGGAAAAAGUAAAAUGCUGGAAGUGGGAAUCUCUGCUCUGUUGAGUUCUGGUGUUUCAUCUCUCAGGCAAUGCUUGGCUGUGCUUUAUUUGGAGGUAUUCUGUGGAAAGAACUAUGGUGCUUGAAUUCCCCCUGGGAAUGUAUUUCAGUCAUCAGAAGAAUGUCUCUUAUUUUUUUUAAGUUGCUAACGUUAAUCAGAAAAGAGUAAACGUCUGCUCUUGAGUUCUCGAACAACAGAUGUUAAAUCAUAUUAUGUAAAACUGUUUCUCUGGUUAUUUAACAUCUCAGGCAAUGUUUUAAAUGUGUAAUAUAGGCCUGUGGCUUGCAAAGUUUGUUACCUUCUCAGUGAAAUUCCCUGGCACACUUGAAAAGCUUUUGUAUUUCAUGCUGUAUAUUGCUUUCUUUAUAGAAAACUUAAUGAAAUUGCUCAAUUUAGUAAAAGAUUUUAUGUCACAUCUUAAUGCUUGAGGGAAUUACUUAUUGAUGAAACAGAAAAUAAGUAGUUUUGCACUGUCACAUCACUGGUUUAGAAUGAGCUCAUAAAGAAGGAGUUGAUAGAGCCAUAUUUUUCGUAGCAGAUAUGAAUGUAUUCAACCAAAGAGGAGCACAUGAUUCCAAACAGCUAAUUUGUAUGUGUAUGAGAACUGUUAAACUGGCAUUAUUUAGGGCAUAUUUCCUGCAUGAAAAUACCCAAGAAUCUUGUAAGCAGCUUCAUUCUGUCAUGGUAAGUGCACCUGGAAGACUGGGGAGAUCUUUGGUGGGUUAAAGACACUGACAGGUGUAAUUAUACCAGUGGUGCUUAAAUCCCAAAUCCUGACUUUUGAAAUAAGCUGGUAUCACAUGGUAAGUGGGAAUGUUGUCCUGGAGUUCAGAAAUGGUUUCUGAAGUACAGAAGAUACCUCUGGUGUAUGGUUACAGCUGUGCUGAAGGUGCCUUAAUCAUCUGUGGAAGUGAAGCCUUUUCAACCACAAGUAUUGGGUUUCCACACAGUGUUUCACAAACUGUUAAUGUCCUUUAGCCACAACUGUGAAUCCAUUGUUGUUUUGGCUUUGCCUGUUGGUGAUAAUUAAGAUGAGUCACUUGUUUUUGUUACUGCUGGUUAUUUAAAAGUGCAGCUUCAAUUCAAAAAUCACAUUUCUCUAAACCUUUUUUUUUCCUAUUACUUUUGUAAAUUCAAGUUACCCCCAACAUCCACAUAUUUUCAAAUGCCUUUCAGAUUAGUUUGUGCUAUUUUGAGACAAGGUGGGCAGCAAGUCUCAGGACUACAAUGCACUUGGAUCAUGUGCCCUCUCCAGAUUUACUCUUGACAGGUCACUGGCUGUUUCUGUGGAACACAAAGUUCUGUAACUGAGUGGACCAGAAGCUUCAGACCCCUCUGCUUCACUCUAAUGCCCUCACGGGCCUGAAUUGGUUCGGUACCAAGUUGGGGGUGGGGAACUAAAGGAUGAUUCUGAGACCUGUUUCAUUGCAGGUACAAUAUACAAAUUGCUUCUUAGAUGUUUAUCCACUCUUUCCCUGCUAUCUUGACACAGUGGAGUCGAGUCAUUGGAUCUGUUUGAUGCUUGAUUUCUUGAAGGCAGUUUUGUGUUCCCAUAGAGAAAUGCACAGAGAGGGAGCUUGUGGUGGUCUCCACUUGCUUUCAAGUGUCUGUUGAGUGAAAUUCUGUUGUGCUCUGCCAGCUGUCUCUGAGCUAAAGCAGCAGAGAUGGGAGUUGUGGUACCGAAGUUUGCAGUGUGCGACCCUAUCUGUUACCUUGUUUCUGAAUUAGGUGGGUAUCGAUUUGUUCUGUAUCAGUGACAGUUAAAGUCGUGAUUUUCCCUGUGAAGCUGAUUUCUCCCUUUUGCGUGCACAACGGAAAUAGCAACAGAAGGGGUAAAACGUGUGCAUGUAUCUUAAAAUUCUGCAAGAGCACAGCAGCUCUCACGAGACUCAGGCUUGUGUUGCCUCUGAAAAUACUUGAUUUUGUUGUUUUUCUUCUGUGUUGACUCAAUUUCAGGUUAAUACCCGUAAAAUAAACAUAGAUGGAAACCACAUGUGAACAAGUGAUCAGCAUUGCUUGGUUCUGUUUCAUAAACCACAGAGCACUGGUAGAAUCCAUAUGUGAUCACAUAAAUAAUAAUAAUAGGCUUGAAGUUAGGCAGGUUAACUUGUCUGUAUUUAAUCUCUUAUUAUUUUGAUGUCUGUAAGUUGGCUUCAGCAUUUUUAAGAAACUUAAAAUCAUGGAAUCAGAGAAUGGUGCAGCACCUUGCACUUGGCCUUGUUGAAUGCCACAAGAUUCCCGUGGUCCCACUUCUGGAGCUUGCUCAGGUCUCUCUGAGUGGCAUCCCGUGCUCCAGGAGUGUCAACUGCAUCACUCAGCUUGGUGUCACCUGCAAACUCGCUGAGGGUGCACUUGAUAUCAUUACUGAAGUUAUUAACCAUUACUGGUCCCAUUACAGGCUCCUGAGGGACCCCGCUGACCUCUGGACAUGGAGCUGCUGACCACUACCCCCUGGAUGUGACAAUCCAGCCAAUUCCUGACCUGUUGAACAGUCCAUCCAUCAAAUCCAUAUCUCUCCAAUUCAGAGAAAGUUGAUGUGGGGGACUGUGUCAAAGGCCUUGCAGGACUCCAGACCUGACCUUUAAUAAAACUUACGUAAUUGAAACUAUGUGCAAGUAGCAUUCGGAAAUCAUCACUGUGUGAAUUGUUUAACCCCAGGGGAAGCUUUAAUUCCGGAAGCAGGAUCAGAUUUCUUUUCCAGUAAAUGAGAAGCAAAAAUCCAGACAGACUACUUAAAUGCAGAAAACAGUGUCCAUCUUUAUUCCGAGUUGAUAGUAAACCCGUUGUACAAUAUACUUGAGUAGCAGGAGAUUAUCCUGCUGUGAACACAUGAAAAUAAACUUACUUGCAUUUGGCACAUUAUUAAAAUUA
Messenger RNA from Pseudopipra pipra, 5943 nucleotides. It is a transcript of the gene WDR89, whose product is annotated as WD repeat domain 89. Lineage: Eukaryota; Metazoa; Chordata; Aves; Passeriformes; Pipridae. The record is from RefSeq and is a predicted model, not a curated record. The coding region runs from base 1876 to 3045 and encodes 389 amino acids. Gene Ontology annotation, molecular function: protein binding. The transcript is spliced from 4 exons.